AUGGGUGGAAAUGCAACGGAAAACAUGCGUCUCACACAAACCAACUACGAAGAGGUUGAAUCAGACUGUCAGAAUAUACCAUCUACCAAGUUCAACACCUGCUUUCAUACCGUUGAAGAGAUUCCAACACAUGAGAGCACGAAUCAUCUUUCACGUCCGUCAGAAGCACCUUACUCCUUCACACGAUGGCUUGCCCUAGUUCUCAAAACACGAAACGUCGAUGCAAAAGCUGCACAAGUUGUGAAACUUACACGAGCAAAGGCCAGACUCCUUGUAGCAGCAUCAGGCACCUCGAUUAUCACUGGUGAGCACAACCGAGCAUACCAAGAAGACAUCCAUCAUCCCGCAUCUAUCGUCUCUCGAUUUCCCCGCCGAAGGUCUCUUUAUGCGCUUGGAUCGUUGUUCACCUAA
Fusarium verticillioides 7600 is the source of this 411-nucleotide messenger RNA. RefSeq lists its product as hypothetical. Lineage: Eukaryota; Fungi; Ascomycota; Sordariomycetes; Hypocreales; Nectriaceae. The record is from RefSeq and is a predicted model, not a curated record. The transcript has a single exon. The coding region runs from base 1 to 411 and encodes 136 amino acids.